UUGGGCGUAGCUUUGUAGAAAAAAUGGUGGUAUAAUUUAAAGCACUCCGCGAAUAAAGAGACAACGCGAGGGAAUUUGAACAGAAUUUGGAGAAAUUUUGCCCCAAAGUCGUCACUCUCUCAGCUAUCGAGUGACUCCGGCGCGAGUGGUGAUGGACUCAACUGCUACAGCUACUGCCGGCGCCGGUAUUUCAACUCCCCGGUGGAAUGUGGAUCGACCUUUCCUUACCGGCCGUUUCCACCAGGAAACGAAAUCUACAUUUUCGGAAUCCAAGGGUUUCUCCAAGGAGUCUUUCAGUUCUGGAGUGGACAAGGCUAUAGGUUGCUACCAUGCUGCAAUUCAGGAACUGAUUGUAAUUGAUGACCUCUUGUCUGCUUUGAUUGGAAUUGAAGGACACUAUAUUUCAAUAAAAAGAGUCCGAGGGAAGGAAGAUAGUAUAUCUUUCCAGGUUGACGCAUCUAUGGAUUUAGCACUCCAGGAAUCUUCAAAAAGGCUGUUCCCUUUAUGUGAGAGUUAUUUGCUGAUCAAUCAAUUUGUUGAGACAAGAUCGCAGUUCAAAACUGGCUUAGUUAAUCAUGCCUUUGCAGCUGCUUUAAGAGCACUUCUUCUAGAUUAUCAAGCCAUGGUAGCUCAGCUUGAGCAUCAGUUUCGGUUAGGAAAGCUUUCUAUACAAGGAUUAUGGUUCUACUGUCAGCCAAUGAUGGGUUCAAUGCAAGCUUUAUCCAUAGUGGUGAAAAAGGCUUCAGGCAGUGACAUAUCUGGUUCUGCAGUCAUUAAUCUUUUGCAAAGCCAGGCUAAGGCCAUGUCUGGUGAUCAUGUAGUCAGGUCUUUGCUGGAAAAGAUGCUGCAAUCAGCAAACAGUGCAUAUCUUGGGAUACUAGAAAGGUGGGUGUAUGAGGGAAAGAUUGAUGAUCCUUAUGGCGAAUUUUUUAUUGCUGAGAACAAGUCUCUUCAUAAGGAGAGUCUCACGGAAGACUAUGAUGCCAAGUACUGGCAACAACGUUACAGCCUCAAGGGUGACAUUCCAAGUUUUCUUGCAAGUGCUGCUGAAACAAUUUUAACAACUGGAAAAUAUUUGAAUGUCAUGAGAGAGUGUGGACACAGUAUUCAGGUUCCUGUGGCAGAAAAUUCAAAGUUGACUAGUUUUGGUUCAAAUCACCAUUAUCUCGAGUGCAUCAAGGCUGCUUAUGAUUUUGCCAGUGGUGAGCUACUAAAUCUAGUUAAAGAAAAGUAUGAUCUUAUGGCAAAGUUGCGGUCUAUCAAGCACUACCUUCUUCUUGAUCAGGGCGAUUUCUUGGUUCACUUCAUGGAUAUAGCUAGAGAGGAGCUCUUGAAGAAGCCAGAUGAGAUUUCAGUGGAGAAACUUCAGUCUCUUUUGGACCUUGCUCUGCGAACCACAGCUGCUGCAGCUGAUCCUUGCCAUGAGGACUUGUCAUGUUGUGUGGAGAGAACUACUUUGUUAAAAAGGUUGAGUACUCUAAAAGAUCUUGAAGUUAUUCAGUUUGUUUCAGAUGGUCACAAUUUAGAGGAACCAGUAAGCAUUACUGGCUUGGAAACAUUUUCUUUGAAUUACAAGGUUCAAUGGCCAUUGUCCCUCGUAAUAUCAAGGAAGGCCCUGAUAAAAUACCAACUAAUUUUUCGCUUUCUAUUUCACUGUAAACAUGUUGACCGACAGCUCUCUGGGGCAUGGCAAGUACAUCAAGGUGUCCGGAAACUUGAUAUGCAUGGCACUGCAGUCUCUGUAUCAUCAUUACUAUGUCGCAAUAUGCUAAAAUUUAUUAACAGCCUCCUGCACUACCUGACAUCUGAGGUUCUUGAGCCUAAUUGGCAUGUAAUGCAGAGCAGACUUCAAACUGCAAAAAGCAUUGAUGAGGUGAUACAGUACCAUGAUUUUUUUCUUGACAAGUGCCUGAGAGAAUGUUUGCUUCUCUCACCUGCUAUUCUGAAGAAGGUUGAGCGUUUAAAAUCUCUAUGUCUACAAUAUGCAGCAGCUACUCAACGGCUAAUUACCACUGCCUUUGAGGCUCCUGUGACAGGGACUUUGCCUCAGGAUGCACCUCAGAUGGAAAAGUUCAGUCGAUUAAAGCUGAGGUCCCGAUCACAGAAGCUGAAACCAGCUAGUGAAGAUGCCACAGUAUUUGAAUCCAUUCUGAAGUUCGAGAGGGAAUUCACAGCUGAGCUGCAGAGCCUGGGACCAAUUUUUAGCAGUGGUUCUCGAGCAGAGCCAUAUUUAACUCAUCUUGCACAGUGGAUUCUUGGUGUAGGGAACGAUCAAUAAGUUACAAUGUCUUUUCUCAUAGCCGUGGUGCUUUGAAGGGCAAACUUUAUCACCCAUUUGACGCAGAACUCCCCAUGCCUCAUUGAAGUAUCCCUUCUUGACAAACGAACUCAUCAUAGAAUUGUAUGUGUAGCUCGCAGGAUCAACACCAGUGUUUGUGA
Molecule: messenger RNA, 2439 nt
Organism: Ipomoea triloba (trilobed morning glory)
Lineage: Eukaryota; Viridiplantae; Streptophyta; Magnoliopsida; Solanales; Convolvulaceae
Product: gamma-tubulin complex component 2
Exons: 22
Coding region: 152-2278 (708 amino acids)
Biological process (GO): cytoplasmic microtubule organization; microtubule nucleation; spindle assembly
Cellular component (GO): equatorial microtubule organizing center; gamma-tubulin small complex; centrosome
Molecular function (GO): gamma-tubulin binding; microtubule minus-end binding
Source: RefSeq, a predicted model, not a curated record